Messenger RNA from Clonostachys solani, 1995 nucleotides. The record is from the annotation of a GenBank genome assembly. Lineage: Eukaryota; Fungi; Ascomycota; Sordariomycetes; Hypocreales; Bionectriaceae.
AUGACAUCCAGGCAGGCAGCUUGUGAAGUGUGCCGCAAGGCCAAGCUUGCCUGUGACCACAAGCGACCUACCUGCACACGCUGCCUCAAUACAGACAAGGGAGACCUCUGCUCAUAUCGAGAUAGCCCGUUCAAGCGCAAACAACCACGUCUUCCGCCUGCCACUCGCAUCGAGACAAGACGUACUCGGAGCUCCCGUCCAGAAUUGGCAGUCUUUCCAUCAGUGCCCUGUGGGAAGCCAACCCGUCAGCCAUACCCAAACCCGGGAUUUAUGGGAUAUUCUAGUCAUACCACCAUCUUUAAUCACAUUGCGACAAAUGAAGAUGCAGCUGAAUCCGCUGGCUCCCCUAUUCAGAUACAGGAAGGCUCGGACUUGGAAGAAGACGACUUAAUCCCUCGAGGGGGUUUGUUAGUGUCGAAGAUACUAACUAAAUGUGAUGUAGACGCUAUGCGUGAUUUAAUCCAGUUUUGGCUCGCCAAAGAAGUCAAUCUAGCAUUGGCCGGACCUUUCGUUCAUCGUUGUGCGGAUAGUGUCGUUCACUUUGCAAAACAUGCAAGGACAAUAUCUAGGGAAUCAGAGCAGGACGCUCUGGCCAGAGUUUUGUUCCACAACUCAGCUCAACCCUUAGGUUCAAGUCGAGUUUUUCACGUUGACAAAUAUAUUGAUCAAUUCACGCAAGAUAAUACUCGUUGGGAGACCCUGGGUCUCUUUUUCAUCGCAGUUGCUCGAGCAACCUUUGAUAUAUCAUUCUUCCCAUCCUUAUACCGAGAUACUAGACAACUGCUGCGAGUGCGCAAGCUUGUCUCUGGACUCUGUGACAGCUGUGUGGAUUUCUGCGUAUCUCUAAGUCGCCUCAACGAUCUUCAACUUGUCCUACAAUAUGAGAACUUUAUCCUGCACUCCUAUGUCGAUGGCCUCCAUUGCUACGAAUAUUGGAAGAGACUAGGUGAUGUCAUUUCUUGCUUGUAUGCUCUAGGUUACGAUCAAAGAAUCGAGUCUGGCCAAGACACUUCCGAGUUUGUUGCAGAAUUGAGACGGACUGCCUUCGCCCGAAUCUACUCGGCCGAUAAGAACGUAGCUCUCUUUCUUGGCCGCCCACCUCGAAUUAGCAAAAGAUUUUGUAACUUUCAGUCUCCCAUGAAUCCAGAGCAAACCGACUCGAGUUGGGUGCCGAGUACAACAUCUCCUUGCUGUGAAUGGGAUCAAGAAUCUAGGAUUAGCUAUAGAGCCGAAACACGAUGGUCGGCGCUAUGUGCUUUUCAGAAGGAAGAAUUAAUCGAGCUCCUCUUUGAUAAAAAAGUCAUUGAUUUUGGUACAAGAUUGAGGAUUAAGGAACGGGAAGCGGUCCACUGGGGAGCCCUUCCUGCGAGCUUUCGCUACGAAGGGAGCCUUAAGGACUACCCACGGAGCCCUUUCGAACGAGAUUUUGUGGCGAGCAUAAGACUCAACCACUUACAUGUCCUCUUCUUGCUACGACUGCUACACUUGGAUCGUUUAGCAGAGCCAGAUGAACCUAUCGUCGAAAUAGCGAAGGAAAUUACGAACCUCAUUGUCGAAGUUAUUCUCUUUCGAGAACAGCUAGCAAACUCGGGCACGAGCCUCAUCUGGAAGAUUACCUGCUAUGGACUUCCUGCAAUCGGAAUUCUCCUCAUGUCAUUGAUUCGACAGCAUCGAACGGGCACGAACUCGUGGGCUGCACAAACCCAUACUCUUCGCAAUCUCAGUGUUUUCGUGGCUGAAAUCGAGCUGGGAACAAUCAUCAGGCCCGGUGAUCCCAACUACAAACUGCUCAUCAAGGCGACCCGCAUUAUACGAGGUUUUCUCGACUCCUCAAGUUCUAGUGAUGACCAAUCAUCCGACAAGUUGGACUUUUCAUCAUCUGUUCUAGACUCUGCAGAGUUUGAUCCCCAUAUUGGUAUAGACACGCUGGACUUUGAGUUUGGCUUCUGGCAGGAUAUUGCAGACCUGACUUCAUUUCGAGACAUAGUCCCGUGA